CAUAUCUUCUUCACGAAAGAGUUCUAGAUGUCAGCUGUCAGACUAAAAGUAGUGAAAUGAAUGAAACUGAAACACGUACAAAAGAUGCACUUAGUUUUAGAGAAAACAUGCAAAAUGCCACAGGCAAUGUAUUGUCUUCAUUUGAUAAGAAAAGAAACUUGAUAGGUUUCUGGAUACUUGGAUUAUGUAACAAUUUUGCUUAUGUGAUAAUGUUGAGUGCAGCUCAUGAUAUCCUGAAAGAACAAGAAAAAGGUCCUGAAGUCCAUCAUAAUGAGACAACUACAACUGAACCAGUUGAUGAGCAUUACAUGCAGUGUAAUGAAAUAUCAACAGGAGCUAUUCUACUGGCAGAUAUAUUACCUACACUGAUCAUCAAACUGACAGCACCAUUUUACAUACAUCAUAUAAGUUACAGAGUAAGAGUUGCUAUAGUUGUGUUGUUUAACCUGUCCAGUUUUCUAUUGGUUGGAUUUUCUGUUGGUAUAUGGAUGAGUAUAUUAGGGGUUGUUUGUGCCAGUAUAUGUGGUGGUUUAGGAGAAGUAACUUAUAUGAGUCUUUCAGCCUUUUUUGAUAGAAAUGUUAUAUCAACAUAUUCCUCAGGAACAGGGGGAGCUGGUGUAUUCGGUGCCUUAUCAUAUGCUGGUUUGACAUCAGCAGGUCUUUCUCCUCGUAACACAUUGUUUGUCAUGACAAUCAUGCCUGUUACCAUGGCAAUAAGUUAUUUUGGAAUUUUAAAAAAACCUGAUAACAUGUACACAAAAACAGUAACAGAUGAGACAACAGAUGAUACAACAGCUUUGUUAGAUGAUAGCAAAGAAGUGUCUACAAAAAUAGAUUUAUCUUUAAAAGACAGAGUAAGACUGUUACGUCCAUUAUUAAAGUAUAUGAUUCCACUUAUACUGGUAUAUUUUGCUGAAUAUUUUAUAAAUCAGGGAUUGAUGGAAAUAUUGUAUUUUAACAAUGUAUCAUGGUCUAUAUCAGAACAGUAUAGAUGGUACCAAGUAGAUUACCAGCUAGGAGUUUUUAUAUCCAGGUCAUCAGUGAAUUUCUUUGAAGUUAAAAGGUUGUGGGUGCUUCCCAUUAUUCAGUUUAUCAAUCUAGGAAUACUGUUAACACAAGUAUUCUACAGAUUUAUACCUAAUAUAGCCAUAAUAUUUGUGAUCAUAUUCUUUGAAGGAUUGUUAGGAGGGGCAGCUUUUGUCAAUACAUUUUAUCAAAUUUCAAAAGAGAUUAGAGCAGAAUAUAGAGAAUAUAGUUUAGGAGCAGCAACCAUUGCAGAUUCCUUUGGUAUAUCUGUAGCAGGAGCAGUGUCAAUACCUUCACAUAAUCAUAUUUGUUCUUUACAUUUAAAAGUUAUGUAACUAUGACAAAAAACUGUGAUACUUUUAUG
Mytilus trossulus (common blue mussel) is the source of this 1390-nucleotide messenger RNA. RefSeq names its product battenin-like. Bases 57 to 1361 code for a protein of 434 amino acids. Gene Ontology annotation, cellular component: membrane; lysosome. Gene Ontology annotation, biological process: regulation of intracellular pH; lysosome organization. The transcript is spliced from 15 exons. The record is from RefSeq and is a predicted model, not a curated record. NCBI's taxonomy places the organism in Eukaryota, Metazoa, Mollusca, Bivalvia, Mytilida, Mytilidae.